Molecule: messenger RNA, 8097 nt
Organism: Aedes albopictus (Asian tiger mosquito)
Lineage: Eukaryota; Metazoa; Arthropoda; Insecta; Diptera; Culicidae
Product: longitudinals lacking protein, isoforms H/M/V-like
Exons: 2
Source: RefSeq, a predicted model, not a curated record
AAACUACUAUAUACAUAUUUGUUUUGUUUCUUUGUUACAGAUAAUCAUGACCAGCAUUCAAAUUCCUCAUCACAUUCUAUACAUACAUCUUUGCAACCUCAAACGCAGACAUUGACGUCGUCAGUUGUCGGUUUACCGGCAAACAACAACGUUGCUACCUCCAUUGUGUCAUCAGCUUCAACUCCCUCAAAUAGUUCGAAUAUAUUAUCCGCACCCGCCGUUGCAGUUGCUGCAGCGGCAGCUACUGCUGUAAAAAAAACUGACUCAGUUCAGCAGCAGCAAGUCGCAGAAGCUUUAAAACUACAGCUAGUGAAGCAUCAAAGUCAGCAACAAACUCAGCAGACGGAUGAUGACGAACGAAGUGGUGCAGAACAGGCUGAAGGGCCUGAUGAUCAUGAUUCGGACAACGACUCGGACGAUUCGCAACGUCCUGUGCAGGGAACAACUGGUUUGACUGAAAGUCAAGAUACUAAAGCAAUCAACCAAUCCGAACUAAUGAUUGAACCAAAAAAUGAGUACGAUGAUGGUCAAGAUGAGAAUGUUGAAGAUUUAACUCUAGAUGAGGAAGAGUUGCUGGAUGAUUUAGAUCAAGCAGGACCCAGUCAUGGUGGUGAAGGCUCUAGUCAAAGUUACGCCCAGUGGCAGAUGGAUCGUGAGCAGAACGAAGCAUUUAUGACUGCUCAGGACGGCGGACAACACCGAGAUGCGCAAGGUAAGCCAAUUUUCAUUUUGACUGAUACGAUGCACAAAACAUUCGAGGUUUGAAUAUCUUAAAAUGAAUCUCCGGCUUAAUACAAAGAGGAUAUCUAUAACUUUUCAUUAUCAUGUGUUAAAUGAAUGUUCAAUAGUAUGCUCCAAUUAUACAACCUCGAUAGUUUUUUGGAUCGUACGUCUUCAAUGUGUUUAAUAGUUUUUUUUUUGUUGGAAUCAGUGAGAAAAAAUAAUCAAUUAAAUCAUACGUCGUUAAAACAGUAUAAUAUGAAUGAGUUGAUACAUAUAUGAAAAUGGAAAUUCGUAAUUCUGUUGAUAUGAAGCUAAUUAGACGCCUAGUCUAAAAAGAAAGUAAUGUGACAUUCCCUAAUAUAGUAAUCUUCAACGCAAAAAGUUUGAACGGGACUCGUUGCAACUAAUUAUUAUUUGUCUUUAUUAAAGAGAUUUUCAGCCGGGGGCUGGUUCAUCUCUGUAUCGAGAGAGGUCAUUACUCGUCAAACUUGUAAUAUUCGUAAAAUGGUACAGUGACCCCACACCGUUGAAUCACCCACAGUUCAUGAAUCAGCUGAUCACCACAAGGUAACUUGUUAUAUAUAUAUAUAUAUAUAUAUAUAUAUAUAUAUAUAUAUAUAUAUAUAUAUAUAUAUAUAUAUAUAUAUAUAUAUAUAUAUAUAUAUAUAUAUAUAUAUACAGCGCCGAAUUUGAUUUUUCUUCCAAAAUCAACGAAAAUUGUCGGUAUGAUUUGGGAAAAUCAAGUUGCAACUAACUCUAAUAUGUUUAAUCAGCGUGUUUAUGAAGGAAAAGUGCUGGAGUGUGCUUCACCUAAAACAUUGAGCAAAACGCCUGAUUCAUAAGAUGUGGGAAAAACGUGGGUAUGGCACAAAUUAUGAAUCAGGUGAAAAAUCGGCUGAAUUUUUUCAAUUUUAGAAUAUUUUUCACCAGUUUUUUAUUUUUUGUAAGAAAUGCUCUUUGAAAGCUUCAGGCGCUUGUCAAUUAAAUAUGUAAAUACCAUGUUGGAGUUUUUCUUCAAAGUAGAUCAUCUCCUCUAAGGUGAAUCGACUCAGAUUUUUUGAUUAUUUUUUACUCAUGUGUUCUGUUCUACGAUGGUGGUUCUACUGCCCUAAAGACGUAUAGUGUCAUGAGUUUCACGAAAUUUGCAAAAAAAAACCGUUGAUUCAUAAAUAGUGUCUCAACUGAUUCAUAUUUGUGAAGAAGUAUUCUGCUGAUUCAUAAAUUGUGGUUUCCGAAAUUCUACUAGAAAGUCAAAAUUUUCACAUUUUUCAUUACACUGCAGUUUUUUUACGCGGUACCGCGUUAUUUCAAAACCCGUCGUAAAAAAACGAGUUUUUUUCAAAAACAUGCGCAAAAUAGUCAGGAUUACAUAUAACGCGACUUGCCGUUUUUUGGAAUAACGCGGUUUUUUUUUACGACGGUUUUUGAAAUAACGCGGUUUUUUACGACGUUUUUUUUUAAUAACGCGGAUUUUUUUUACGCGGUACCAUUACCGUCGUAAAAAAACUUCAGUGUAUAUUUAACGAGCAAAGUGUUCGUGAAUUAGAAGUAUAGACACAACCAUAAUUUUUGAUUUUGACCUCAUUCAAAUAUAUGGUUGAUUUUCUCACUUAUUCAUUUUUUUAUGUUGCAAAAACCCUUUGAUGAUUCAUACGUGUGGGGUCACUGUAUAAUUAUCUUGAAACGAAAUCCUCACUCCAUGAAGAAACUUAUUGUUUUCUGCAUUGGAAUAAUUUUCUGGACAACUUGUAGCAUGGUACGAGUACAACUAGUCAAUAUGUAGGCUGAGUGUAUCAGUUAUCGCCCUAUUUGGCCAUAGUUGUUAUCAGCUGUCGGACGCAUAAAUGUCACAUGUUACAUUUCGACAUUUUUGAGAUUUUUAAGUCAAACGUCGUAUAUGUUGAAACGCAUUUUUGAAAUAUUUUGACAACAUAUAAAUUUAUAUACAGUCAACUUUCGUUCGUUGCACUAAGCCCUUAGCCCAGUGAGUGAAAUACGUUUACUAGGUGGGCUGAAUUUUCAGCUGUCAAAUAAUUUAUAACGAUAGAGAUUCAGGGCUCAAAAACGUUAAAAUGUGACGUUUGAUUUCGUUUUAACCUUACGGGCCUCCAGUUAAAACAAUGCCCACCCAAACGUAGCGCAACGAACGAAGGUUGGCUGUAUAUUUCCAUAGUUGAAUUGCGUUGCAAAUAUAUCUAAUUUUUCUAAUUUUUGUUUUGAAACAAUCAUAAAUUGUUUUAAUGAACUUUGUUUAAUAUAUAAAAAUAUGUUUUUUGAUGUCACAAAGACUGUUUUGGGUUUAGUUUGAAUUUCUUUGCGUUUACAUAUUAGAAGACACAAGGUGUUGGUACGGCACAGUAGAGCUGCCUCCACCAUUUUCGUCAGAAUUGUUGAGGUGUUUUUUUCAUGAGCGGAGCCACGUGAAAUGUCGUGGUGUAACUCUGUAUUACAAUUUUUUAUUAAUAAAUUUUCAUAUAUAUAUGUUGAUUGUUUUUUCUCAUUGAUGUGUAGUUCUUUCACCAUUAAUCCCUUACUUACUAGUAUAAUUUCAGUACUCAUUGGUGUUUGUUUAGCAUUUUUUGGUUUAUAUUUUGUUCCGUAUUAAAUUUUUCAUUACCUUUUGAUGGGCUCCGUGGUGUUAAAUAGGCGAAAUAUGCACACACGAUCAAAAUUUGCAUCUUGUGCUUGUAGGUUUGAAAUGGCUUUAAAAUAAUGCUUAUACUGAUCUAGCUAACUUUACGAUACUAGAUUGGAUCGUGUGUGUACCAGUACAUAGAUAAAUUCGUCAUAAUAAAAUAUUGUGUGAAGUUGAACGCAUAACUUACAGUUGAAAUAACUUAAAACUGUGCAUACAUCAAUCUAAAUUGAUAUCCACAGGGGUAUAAGAGAAAACAAAAAUAUUACUUUGAUUAUAAAUAUGGUUGACGUUUGUAGUGCAAUUCAUUGAUUGUAUAUUUUGAAAACUAUAACAGUAUUGUAGUAUUUAUUUUGCAUGUUACUUCAAUAUAAUUUCACUCACUUUAUUAUCAAACAAAAUGGCAUAAAACAUAUAAUUAUUCGUAUAGUUUACAUAUUUUAUAAUAAUAGUAAUUCUGUAUCAAUUUAGUCUCCUGUGAAAAUGAUGUAUAUCCGCUACUUGUUUCGUGUCUUUCAAUUGAUUCUUAAUCUAGUUCAAGUGCCUGUAUAACAAGUAUAAUGGAUAAACAACUGAAAUUAAAACGAAGAUAUCAGUAUCGUAUGAUGUAACUGUAAACUUUAAGUAAUUUACAGUGAGGUAUAAUUCAGAAUGACUGGUAAAUAGUGUUACAACACAAAGGAGGUGAAAGUAAGCACCAUUUGCAGCUAAAAAUUGUAUGACCCGGUAGAUCAAUCAUCAGUGACCGAGUUAUUGAGUAAUUCAUAUUAUACAUUGCCUUCACUCUGGUACACCCGAUUCUUUUUUUUUUUUUUGUUCGGGUCUUUUUUUUAUAUAACUUUGAACCUGUUGACUUGAUUUCUCAUAUACGGAUUGUCUCCCUGUGUACACAUUUUUAUGUGAAUCGGUUCAAAAUUGACUGAGUUAUAGCAAAAGAACAACCCGUGUAAAAAAAAGGAAUCGUAUGUACUGGUAAAUACCACCCCCACAUGCACCAGAUAGUACAUGAUGCUUGGUAAGGAUAUUUCGUUGCUUACUUUUGGCGCUGAAGACACUAGGGGUAGGCGGGGCAUAAUGAGCAGCUUAAGCAUUUUGCCACCAAAUCCAGUAAAUUAAGUGCAACCAAAGUGUAAUUUUAACGUUCAAUCCUCAUUUGAACCUUAACUGACAAAAGUCAAUCGUUGAAAUUUCGAAUAAAGUUAUAAAUGUUGUAGAACUUUAUGUUUUAAAAAACGUAUAAAAUCGCGAGUUGCGUUUUGGGGGUGGGGCAUAAUGAGCACCCUAGGUGGGGCAGGAUGAUCAAUAUCAGUUUUGUACACAAUCAAAUGCUAAUUGGCUGUUCUUGUCAAUGAUAAAGCAUACCGGCAACAAUCAAUAAGAAUUUGAAGGGGUUACGGGGUUGAUUUUGUAGGAAACUGUGGGGUUCCAAUGAGUCUUCUAUUGAGGAAUUUUUAAACGGUGAUAAUAUACAGAUACUGAAAUUUUAAAGCUAAUAAAUUGAAAGUUACAGACAAAACCUUACUAUAUGCAUCAAAACAGAGAAACCCAAAAUUAAAAUUUGUUUGUUGAAGAUGUUUACCAUUUUCAUUAUUUUUUCACUAGUUGCUCAUUCUGCCCCACCCUACUACCAACUCUUUGAAGCAUAUUUUUUCAACAAAAUAAUUAUACAAAUAGCUGAAAAGUGUUACAAAUAAAUUUCAUUGGCCUAGGGAAUAUCAAGAAAAUUGAUAGAUGCUCACUAAGUUGUGAUUUCGAUACCCAAAACCUUAUUUUAGGUCACCUGGUUCUUAUAGUACAUGACCACUUUACGCAUUUUGUUUAUUUUUUCAAGGUAAACGGAUUUUUUGACUAAUGUUCUGUCAUCAACUCAUUGGAUUUUAGAUAAUAAGGCUACAAUCAAGCAAUUUGUUUUGUUAAUUUGAAGAUUUACAGUGAAAAUACAAGGUGCUCAUUAUGCCCCCCACCUACCCCUAUAUUUGCAAAUUCAUUCUAUUCAAAUACAAAGUGAUAACGGUACCGAUUGAUUCCGUUAUGUUUAUUACAUGCGUGAUCAAUUGUAACAAAAGUACAACAAUAAAAAAUAAAACAAACAGUACUUUAGCCUUACAGUCGCUAUAGACUGUAUUGUCUUGUGAAUAGAAAAUCCUAACAACUGACAACAGCCGUAUACUGGCAACACCAGAAAAAGUUCAAGCUUUCGACAGACUUUGUGUUGGAGAACAUAAUUUUUUUUAUCUUUACGAAUACAUUAGUUCCCUCGUAUUCAAGGUCUCUCGAAACGUCAAGUUUAAUUGGCUCCGAAAGUUCUAUCCGUCAGAGUAUAUAUAGGGUUUGGGUGCUAGUAGUGGACCCCCUAAGCCAUCGAAAUUUACUUUUGCGACUUUUUAGCAAUGUUCCCUCAAUGGAUUGUCGCAAAGUAAAAUUUUACAACAAUUUUCGUGUAUCCUCUAACACCUUCAAACAUACAACAUUAAUUAAUUAACCCAGUGAAAAACACAUUUGAAAGUAUGCAUCAAGGUUGCCUACUGCCCAUAAUCACAUAGUUGACGUAAGCGUCACUGUAGUUUUCAACACACUUUUGAAAUUUUAACAAUGUUAAAGAAAAGUUUAUGAUUUUUUCACGUUGAUAUCUAGCUAGUGAUUAGAUCUUGUGCUCUAUUGAAUAAAACUGGUCACAAUUAUGCACAUUUGAUAGAUAUUAGCUUGUGAAUGCUGGCAUUGUCAUGUUAUCUGCCUAGGCGUCGACGGUGCCUAUAGUGGACCCCCUCCUGAGUGUGCGUAUCGUGGACCCUUUUGAAAUAAACGAUAUUUGUUGCCACUGGGCAAUUUGUGCCAGGAACUGCUGUGUAGCAAGGAUGUUUUUGAUCACCUGGCAAUCAUUUGACUCAUUUAGUUCAGAAGCUUAAUAAUGAAAUGAGGUGUGCGGUAAACUUGUAGAUAAGUGUUGUUCCUAUAAUUAUCACCGUACCAUAUCUUAACUCUCACAUAUACGGCGUGAGAGUAACACCUACUCAUACUAAACGAUCGAAAAAAUCGAUCGUUUAGUAUGAGUAGGUGAUACUAACACCUUUACGCCGUAAAUGUAAGAGUUAGAAUAUGGCGUCCUUGGUGAUAAUUGUAGGAAAAACAAUAAUCUACAAGUUUGUCGAACAUCACGUUUAGGCUUCUGUACUAAGAUAUAGACAAAUGAGUCAAAUGAUUGCCAGAUGAUCGAAAACAUCCUUGCUGUGUAGCAAUGUAAUUGAUGUUUUUACUGUGGAGGUCCACUAUAGGCGCAGGGUUCAUUACUAAUACCCAACCCCUAGCCUUUGCUUUGAGUACACUGAGAAAACUAAUUUUAAAAAGGAGAGGUGAGGCGCAUUGAAUCCGUACCAAAUAAUUUGUUCAAUAACUCAGUUAAUAUUCAUUUUCCAACAUGACCUUGUUGUACAUUUUUUUUUGCAAAUAUGGUCUAGUUUCAUUGCCUUCCGCAGUACCAGUCACCCUGUAUAAUAAUCAACUGUAAUUAAAACGGGGAAAGCAUCGGAUGAAUGUAACUGUAAAUUUUAAAUAAUUUGCAGUGAGGUAUAAUUCAGUCAUUUACUUGUACGACACGGAGUGUAAUCGCGCGGUUUAAUGAAGUGAUAUGUGUUGAUUUUGUGCGGUGUUGUAUAAUUUAUACACACAACAAUGGGCAUGGUAAGUAUAUUCUUCCGUAAAUGUAUCGUUGCGGAAGAUUUAAUUAUUGUUAUUUGUUCAUAUUUUAUUAACUCUUCAACACAACGGCGGUUCGAUUUAUAAACUGGACAGCUUGUGUGUACGAUAUAUUGUUUGUUUAGUUUUUUAGCUCUGAUAUUAAAUGCAAACUAACAGGAUAUCGCAUUUAAUAAAAUUACAUUUACUUUUACAAUUUAUCAAUGCGAUCAUUAGUGAUCAUAAUGUUCAAUAAGCAUUCAAACUACAAUGAAAAUGUUUAUAAAAAUGUUUCUAUUUAUGUAAUUGAAACAUUAUUGUUUUGUUUGAUUCUUAAAACAAUGUACCGUGCGGUACCCACAUUCUGAACGGUUAAGGGAAUCUCACAACAAAUCCUAAAAUAAAUGGAAGUUCUUGUUGCUAGAGAUAAUGCUUCACACUACCAUCAAUUGUGUUUUUUUGUCUAGCUAAAUGUAUAAAAUAAAUUAAAUCUCAUAAUAACUUCCAGUCUCUGAUCUAGACAUAUAUUUGUUUUUGAACGACAUGUUCCUAAUUAUGGACACCAUAAGAAGCCGUGGUCCUAAUUCUGAACACAUAGUGUUACUUACUAUGUACAAACACAUUCUCUACAUUCGCAGUUAAGCCAAAAACAAUAUGUUUUGUAACGCUUGGAUAAUAGAGGGGCUUAAUAAAAUUAACACCUCAACUCUCGAUUCAAUAUAUGCUUCAUAAAAGGAAAAUCUAUUUUGCGUUAGCCGACUGUUCAGAAUAUGGAGCUGUCUAUAAUAUGGUGCUCGCACGGUAAUGCUCAAAAUUCUCAUAACUUAUAUGAAUUUUACAUUCAGCUAUUCACGACAUUUUUAAAAUCGUUGAGCCAAUUAAUAAUGUGACUUAGGCCGUUCGCAAUGCUGUUUUAUUUUGUAUGGCGAGUUUUGUCGGCCAAAUUGCCUGAAACUUGGCUAUACAUUUAAAGCUUUUUUACGCGGUUUGUUACGUGGUCCGCGUAAAAAAACGAGUUCUUCCAAAAAAAAAAAAACGUCGUAAAAGUACCGCGUUUUUUUUUUUUU